This is a messenger RNA of Sesamum indicum (sesame), 1962 nucleotides long. Its product is annotated as maltose excess protein 1-like, chloroplastic. Gene Ontology annotation, cellular component: chloroplast envelope. NCBI's taxonomy places the organism in Eukaryota, Viridiplantae, Streptophyta, Magnoliopsida, Lamiales, Pedaliaceae. The record is from RefSeq and is a predicted model, not a curated record. Gene Ontology annotation, molecular function: maltose transmembrane transporter activity.
AUAUUUUCCCAGUGUAAUGGAAAAAGUACAAACUACCUUUUGCAUAGGUAGACCGUUUGUUCCCUCCCAAAUUAAUACGGUACACAGCCCACAUGCCAUCUCCCAUCACCAUCGGAUCCUAUUUACAAUAUCUAGAAAGAAAACUCAAUCACCCCACUUCACACACACACACACACGCACGCACACAACUGUGCUAAUUGUAUGAAUUCAAGAAUUCGGGGCGUCGGUAUUUACAUAUGUCAACAGUGUGCAGUGCUCGUUCAUUCUCUUGUUGCUUUGUAUAUUGGUAAUAGCCUACAUGUGCUGGCACACCCUCUUUCAGCCACCACAAGUGUAAGGUGAUUAGGUCUUAUGGUUAUCAAGUCUUGAACACCACCGUUAGUGUAUUGUGAUUUCUUCAGUUUGUGAGUUGAUCAAUGGCAAGUACAUUAGUGCUUUCGAAUAAGUUACCGUUGCACAGAUUCCAACCUUCAAGUAGACUUUCUUCCAAUUCUGAUCCACGAAAUUUAGAAUCAGUCUCCUGUUUUGGAACACACCUUCGACAUGGCAUCAGCAAUAAACUUCACCUGAAGGAGGUGGUCUUCUCUGGCCAGUCAGUCUGUUCUUAUAGGCUCACAGCAAUUUCUUCUUUUAGAUCAGAAGACGGACAUCCUAUUAGUCAGGAACCAGUGCAACCGGAAAAAAACAAGAGCUAUGAGCAAUGGAAUUCAAUGACAGCAAAGUUUGCAGGAGCUGCAAAUCUACCAUUUCUGUUAUUGCAACUGCCUCAGAUUGUACUCAACACUCAGAAUCUUCUGGCUGGGAAUAAAUAUGCACUUCUGGCAGUUCCUUGGCUGGGUAUGCUUACUGGAUUGCUUGGGAAUCUUUCUCUUGUCUCAUACUUCAUUAAAAAGAUGGAGACCGAAGCAGUGGUGGUGCAGACAUUAGGAGUGAUAUCCACGUAUGUGGUGAUAUUGCAGCUGGCAAUGGGUGAAGCUAUGCCUCUCCCUCAUUUUAUUGUCACUUCGAUAGUGGUCGCUUCUGGUCUCAUUUUGAAUUUUAUGAAGUAUUUCAAUUUGCUCAACCCAAAAAUCUGGCACUUUUGGGAAGACUUUAUUACAAUAGCUGGUCUUGCCACACUCCCACAAGUCAUGUGGUCAACUUUCAUCCCCUAUGUCCCAAAUACUGUUUUGCCUGGGGUCAUCGCCUUUGUUACUGCAGUGUUUGCUGUUCUUAUGGGUCGCAUGGGCAAGUUGUCUGAGAAAGGCGUCAAAUUUCUUGGGUUGGUAUCCGGGUGGACGGCCACUCUUCUUUUCAUGUGGAUGGCUGUUGCACAAAUGUGGACAAAUCUUAUGAAUCCAGACAACAUCAAAGGAUUAUCAGCUGUCUCAAUGUUGCUGGCUAUGAUUGGCAAUGGACUUAUGAUCCCACGUGCACUAUUCAUUCGGGAUUUUAUGUGGUUCACUGGUUCGUGUUGGGGAUCCCUCUUCUAUGGAUGGGGGAACCUUAUAUGCAUGUAUUGCUUCAAGAGCAUCAGCAGGGAGUUCUUCUUGGCUUCAACCCUCGGCUUUCUUGCCUGGAUAGGGCUGACAUUAUGGAAAGACACACAAGCUCAUGGGCUCAGUUCACCCUUCACUUCUUUGAAGCAGCUGGUUUUCGGACCUUGAUCAUUAGUUCUGUUAACGGUCACGAAACCUCCAUCAUGACGUUCAAUGAUGACAUCUCAACGGACCUGCACACAUAAUACUCAACAGUUUUCUCCACUCCAACGAGAUGCCCGCACGACCGAGCUUUUGGAAAAUUCAGCCUUAUGAAUGUGCUGACUUGUUGCAAAUUACUGUUGAUUGUUUGGAAAUUCAAUUUCAUUUGAAGGAAAUUCUUGAUUCAUUCAGAUGCUGAAGAAGUUCUAAUCAGCCCAGUUUGAAUGGAAAUAGGGCCUGAUUUAUGGUCCUGUUAUCAUCAAGUUGGGCGUUUGAGAAUGAA